Molecule: messenger RNA, 291 nt
Organism: Brugia malayi
Lineage: Eukaryota; Metazoa; Nematoda; Chromadorea; Rhabditida; Onchocercidae
Gene: Bm659
Exons: 6
Coding region: 1-291 (96 amino acids)
Source: RefSeq, a predicted model, not a curated record
AUGGCAGCUACCACUUUAAAUUUGCAUCAUAAACUUGGAAAAUUGGCGCGUAAUAUUUCACAGAUUUUAUCGGCUGACGUUGAAGUUACAGUCAAUAUACAAUUUAAAAAAAACACUAUGUACCUGACAAACGUAAGAGAGCACUCAAUACCUGAGUCGGAAAAUUUUGGAUCAGCUCACAGGGUGGUGUCACUUGCAGGAUUCCCAAACCCAGAAUCCCCAUCAGCUGAGGACGCGGACGAACUGAAGACUGCAGAAUUAUUUCCAAAAGCACGAAUAACAUACAAUUAG